GGAGCAGCCUGCAGGAGAGAGGCAGACAGGAAGAGGGAGGAGGCCACUUGGAGGUGGGGUUGAGAGAAGAAAAAAGGGGAGUAUUCUGUCUUCUCUGCCCUUCUGUGCUGCUGCAGCCCCCCCCCCUUCUUCUUCUCUCCACGAUUCUCUCUCUUUCCCCUUACUCAUCUGUUUCUGUAGCUGCGCUGAGAGGAAGGGCACCUGCCGCUCCCUGAUGAUUCAGCCUUUCAUCUUCGUGGAGCUCCUCUCAGACAGCAUGUCCCUCUUUCCUCUGCAGUGGCUGGCCGUCCCGUCUUCUGCUCUUCCUCCUCUGCUCUUCAUCCUCACCUCCACACCGACUUUAAAGUGCUCAGCUUCUAUUUAUAGAUUUCCUGUGGGACAGCAUGAGUGAGGAACUUGUGCGCAGAAGGCUGUCUUCCUACCUCCCAGACUGUUAACAAGCUCCCUCUUCAUACCUUACUGCCGCCUCAUGAUGGAAAACAUAGUCGAGGAGACCGGUGGCAGACACUGUGAUGCUCUGAGUUAAUAGUGUAGGUGUUCAGAGACCCAGAAGGAUGACCGAGGGAAUGGAGGACAUCUCUCCCCCUCCUGGACAGGCCUCCCCCACCAGCUCUACCGUUGACACUGGACAAGUCCCCGAGGAGAAACCAGAGGAGAAACCAGAGGAGACGGAGGCAGCUGGCGAGGCUGGGGAGGGUGCAGAGGGUGAUGGGGAACAUGUGGGGGCUUUGGGAGUUGUGGCCUUGCCUGGAUCCUGCUGUGUGUGCAUAGAGAUGGAACGGAUUAACAAUUGUCUGCACUCGGAGAAAAUCUGCAUCCUUCCCAUCCUGGCCUGUCUGCUGAGUUUAGCCCUCUGCACCGCCGGCCUCAAGUGGGUCUUUGUGGAUAAGAUCUUUGAGUACGAACCCCCCACACACUUAGAUCCCAAACCCAUCGGACAGGACCCCAUCAUCAUAUCUGUGACCCCCACGCUGGGACUGACUGUGUCCAUCCCUCACUCGUCGUCUACGUCUUUUGUCUCCUCGACCACGGCCAUUACCUCGGGACGUCCUGACGUUUUAAUGGAGGAGAAAUCCACACGAGGGCCGUACGUUUCCCCUCGAGUGACUCACGCUGAUGCCUCUGUGACUCUGAAAUACAGCGCAGAGCGGCCCACCCUCCCAAAGCUGACUCCCCUCCCUCGGACAACACAGGAGAGAAACGAUAUCUUCAUCCCAACUAAAUCUGCCGGCUCCACCACCACGACAGCAAAGACCUCCAGUCAUGUGACCCGCUGCAGUGACAAGCAGAGGAACUACUGUGUGAACGGAGGGGAGUGCUUCACCCUUGAGAUCAUGCCCGGCAGCACAAAGUUUCUUUGCAGGUGUCCAAAUGAAUUUACUGGUGAUCGCUGCCAAAACUAUGUAAUGGCCAGCUUUUACAAACAUCUUGGGAUUGAUUUUAUGGAAACGGAGGAGCUGUAUCAGAAACGCAUUAUAACAAUAACCGGGAUCUGCAUUGCACUCCUAGUCGUUGGAAUCAUGUGUGUGGUUGCCUACUGCAAAACAAAGAAGCGGAGGAAGGAGCUCCACGACCGUGUGAGGCAGAGUCUGAGGAAAAAGAGAAACAACAAUAGCAAUAAAGGUGUCGACCCCAACAUGGCAAGUUCAGCCAGAGGAGGUCCGACUUCUAACUUGCCUCUUCAGGAUUUGCAGCUCAUCAAUCAAAGUAAAGGGAAGACUGCUCAGCAUGCAGCCGAGGGGGGAACAGAAACUACCUUCUCCACAAGCCAAAACGCUUUAUCUGCGCAUGAACCCACCACAUUCACCAACAUCUCUAGCCAAAGCUGGAGUAAUGACUGGAGCAACAGUGUUCAGUCUGACACUGAGUCUGUCUCGGUGAUGUCAUUGGCGGAGACUAGCCAGCGAGCGCAGGGCACCCGGGGGCGUCUGUAUGCCACCGCUGGCAGCAGAGACUUAAGUGCUCAUCCAAAGAAGGGCCGAGACAGACCAAACUCCGACAGGGACUUGCCUUAAUGACAAG
Gymnodraco acuticeps is the source of this 2022-nucleotide messenger RNA. It is a transcript of the gene nrg1, whose product is annotated as neuregulin 1. Gene Ontology annotation, biological process: animal organ development; cell differentiation; intracellular signal transduction. Gene Ontology annotation, molecular function: chemorepellent activity; protein tyrosine kinase activator activity. The record is from RefSeq and is a predicted model, not a curated record. NCBI's taxonomy places the organism in Eukaryota, Metazoa, Chordata, Actinopteri, Perciformes, Bathydraconidae.